This is a messenger RNA of Dermacentor andersoni, 1200 nucleotides long. The record is from RefSeq and is a predicted model, not a curated record. Lineage: Eukaryota; Metazoa; Arthropoda; Arachnida; Ixodida; Ixodidae.
AUGGACAUCGACCCCGGUGAGAGUCAGCGGUCGUCGUCGGCUUCGCUACAGCAGACGACCAACCGCACGCACCUGCGAAGCAUUCCACGCCUUCUGUCGCAGCCAGCAGCAGAAGCGGCGACGGCGGCGUAUGCCGUGGCCUCCGAUACCACCGUGGCAGGUGCAUCGCUGAGCAGCGAGGUCCAGCACAGUUACCAGCUGCGGUCGCGCAUUCAGCGGCCUCCGAACGCCUUUAUGCUGGUCGCUCAUGAAAAGAUGCGAUCGGUGGCCGCUGAGAAACCGAACGAGGACAACCAGCGUGUGAGCAGCCACCUGGGUAUGCUGUGGCGUUCUCUCAGCGCCGCCGACAAAGAGCCUUACCAGCACAAGCCGUCCGCAGCUGCCGCCGUCCCCCGAAGGAAGCAACCGGGCUACGCGAACAAUCCACGUGAGGCCCAGCGGUGCAAGAGGCAGGAGCGCAUGACUAAGGCGAUUUCCAGGAAGCUCAACGAUGGCAUUUGCCGGGACCAGGAACAGCAGCCGAGCAUUUCCGUGGCCGUGGCCGAGUAUCGAGGCACCCCAGAUUUCCAGCAGCAACAGCAUCCGCCGCCGCCGCCGAAAAGGAACGAACACUGUGCAACCAGCGCUGCCUGGGACAGCGAUUCGGGUGCUGGUCAGGGAAUGCUGCUCCCGAGGCCGCCGGCCACUGUCGCGGCAACGGCGUCAGCUACAACGUGCACAACGUGCACCGGUUCCUCGGUCCUCUGUCGCCAUCAGUGCGAGGGACCAGCCGAGAAACCGCUGUGCCCACAGCUCACAAUGCGCGGCGGUGACAUGAAAGCCACUGAGUUGAGGACAACGAAAGUGCUCAUCAACAGGCCCGAGCGCUCUACUCCCGGGCCACCGAGGAGGAGGCAAGGGGAUGGCAACCCAUCUCCAGCUUUCGAUCCCGGCGUGAAAGGUGCAUCGCUGAGCAGUGAGGUGCAGCACAGUUACGAGCUGCGGCCGCGCAUUCCGCGACCUCCAAACGCCUUUAUGCUGGUCGCUCAUGAAAAGAGGUGGUCGGUGGCCGCUGAGAAACCGAACGAGAACAACCAGCGUGUGAGCAGCCGCCUCGGCAAGCUGUGGCGUUCUCUCAGCGCCGGCGACAAAGAGCCUUACCAGUGCAAGGCGGCCGAAUUUGCCGCCGUCCGCCGAAGGAAGCACCCAGACUACGUGUAG